AUGCUCAUGGCCCUGCUGAUGGCCGUGUUUUUGGUAUGGUAUGUUGGCGACCUCCAGAUCGAUGGCCACUUGCCCUUGGCAAAUACACCCUUGGCCAACUGCAAGGCGUUCGGGCUGUGGAUGCGCAUUCUCAUUGGCGUGUGCGGCAUGCUCUCUCUGAUUGCGUUGAGAGCGUACGGUCUAUACCGCGUAUUCGUCUUGAACCGUCCGUAUCACAGUUUGGCGCUUUACCUACCGUUUGCCAUCUACUGGGUGUGCAUAUCCGCUUACGGUAUUGCGAUUCAGACGCUGAAUCCCUCCAAGACAACCCACUAUGUACCAGGGCUUGACAUUUGUGACAUUAAUUCUGGAUUUAAAAUAUCCAUGUUUGUGGUUAUGUGGAUCAGUCUUUGCAUCGUCAUGUUUGGGCACUGGAUGAUCCGCAACAUCAAGAGCUCGUUUAAUGAGAGCCGCGAGAUGGUGGUUACAUGCUCGAUUCUUUUUGCUGUACUCAUCUACGAGACCGUGAUCAACUACGUGCGGCCGAUGUAUCCAUUGAACGUGAGCCUGCGUAUAGUAACCACAGUGUUGAACCACUUUGCAACCAAUUCGCUAUGGUGGACCAUCAUGGCAGUGCCCAUGUACAAGUCUAUCUUCCAGCGGCAGCGUUACUUAAACCAAUGGAUCUUCAAGCUGCGCAUGGACGGUCUGCAGAAGGAGUACGAGGUAGACUCGGACAAAAUCCCUACCAAUCACCACAGGUCGCUGCUCAUGACAAGCACCACGGGGAGCAAGGAUGGAGGAGAGUUUUAUCCAAUAGAUAAUUGCAUCUACGAAAACAACGUCGUUGUUUCUAGACGUAAUCCCCAUGCAUCUUUAUCCCAGUCAUCCGAAAGCCCAUUAUUCACAAAUGGAGUUAGUGCAUAUGAUCAGGCCAGACGGGGGCAGCACACCGGCGACGCAGUCAGGGACGGCCUUCCUCUACAGAAUCAGUCAAUUUCGCCUAAACUCGCGCCGCAGCUGUACACGCCGAUAUCGUUCCCCGAAGAUCCAGUCAUGGUACGGAUCAAGCCAGGCGCGGCUCAAAGAGGGAAUUCGAACCAUUACGACGCCAACGAUCGGUAUCUCAUUUAA
This is a messenger RNA of Kickxella alabastrina, 1113 nucleotides long. RefSeq lists its product as uncharacterized. The record is from RefSeq and is a predicted model, not a curated record. NCBI's taxonomy places the organism in Eukaryota, Fungi, Kickxellomycota, Kickxellomycetes, Kickxellales, Kickxellaceae. The transcript has a single exon. Bases 1 to 1113 code for a protein of 370 amino acids.